Molecule: messenger RNA, 1632 nt
Organism: Penicillium angulare
Lineage: Eukaryota; Fungi; Ascomycota; Eurotiomycetes; Eurotiales; Aspergillaceae
Product: cytochrome P450
Exons: 3
Coding region: 1-1632 (543 amino acids)
Molecular function (GO): iron ion binding; oxidoreductase activity, acting on paired donors, with incorporation or reduction of molecular oxygen; monooxygenase activity
Source: RefSeq, a predicted model, not a curated record
AUGAGGAGCUUAAACGAGAGCUUCACGAUGCUCUAUGUGGGCCUCAUAGUCGCAGUCUAUCUCAGGCCCGAAUAUGCCAUCAACGGUUCAAGAACCAUCACUAUCAUCCUUCUACUUUCAAUAGUCGCCAUUUCAAAGUUUGUCUACCGCAUGUUCCUUUAUCCUCAAUAUUUCACGCCGUUAAAGGGGAUCCCUGCGCCAUCAGAACGUCAUUGGCUUAAAGGCAACGCUCACUCAAUUCUUAUCGAGACUCCCCAUGAACUUAUAUCACGCUGGGCCAAAUCUAUCCCUCAUGAUGGAUUGCUCCGCUACUAUAUCGUCGGUCAGCUCGAAAGAGUGGUCUUGACUAACCCAAAAGCCAUGAGUGAAGUACUAGUCACCAAGGCUUAUGAUUUUGUUAAACCGAGGAUUGUUCACCAAACCAUGGGCCGCAUCAUCGGCAAUGGUAUCCUUCUAGCGGAAGGUGACGUGCACAAGUCUCAACGGAAGAACCUAAUGCCUGCAUUCGCGUACCGUCACAUAAAAGACCUUUACCCUGUCUUCUGGGAAAAGAGUCGCGAAAUGGCCAAACUAAUGCGACGUGAUUUGGCAGCCAGAGGACCAACAGAAGAUAACGUAAUUCAACUGCGAACCUACGCAAGUCGAACAACACUCGACAUUAUCGGACUAGCUGGAAUGGGUCACGAUUUUGACUCACUAGCAAACCCUGACAACACACUCUACAAAAGCUAUAAGGCACUUUUCACAGACCAGAAUCUAUUAUCUCGAAUUCUCUUCAUGUUUGGCGUGCUAAUUGGUGAUAUGAGACCCAUUCAACGACUCCCUACAAAGCGCAACAAUGUGAUAAACGAGAGCAGAGCAGCUGUCUGCCAGGUUGUGCGACAAAUGAUUCGGGAGAAGAAAGCGAAGAUGGAGGACCCGACCGCAGAUAUCGGCGUUGAUAUCAUAUCAGUCGCCAUGCGAAGCGGCAGCUUCGAAGAAGAUAAUCUCAUCGAUCAAUUGAUGACCUUCCUAGCCGCGGGACACGAAACAACUGCAGGUGCUCUUCAAUGGUGUGUAUAUGCUCUAUGCAAGCACCCUGAAGUCCAAGAUCGCCUACGUGAAGAAGUCCGCUCAAACCUCCCUCCUAUGAAUGUCGAUAAUCCCGAGCCCAUUGAAGCCAGCGCGAUUGAUAACCUCCCUUACCUGAACGCUGUCUGCAACGAGGUUCUUCGCUUCCACCCCUCUGUUCCAAAUACUGUCCGUAUUGCAGCGAAAGAUACCACCGUUUUGGGUCAACAUAUUCCAAAGGGGACAUUCUUUGUCAUUUCAGCAGAACUCCUCAAUCACAUGUCUGAGUUAUGGGGCCCAGAUGCAGAUAAGUUCAACCCGGAUCGAUGGAUGGGUCCGGGUAAUGCCAAAACAGGCGGCGCGAUCAGCAAUUAUGCGUUUUUGACUUUCCUUCAUGGCCCACAUAGCUGUAUUGGACAAAGUUUCUCUAGGGCCGAACUUGCUUGCCUGCUUGCUGCUGUUGUCGGGAGCUUCAAUUUUGAGUUGCAGAACCCAGAUGCAAAAAUAAAGGUUCGUCGCGGGGCGACCGUUUCACCACUAGAUGGUGUUAUGGCUAAACUUACUCCUGUGGACGGCUGGUGA